This is a messenger RNA of Olea europaea var. sylvestris, 887 nucleotides long. Its product is annotated as alanine--tRNA ligase-like. The transcript is spliced from 4 exons. Bases 54 to 887 code for a protein of 277 amino acids. The record is from RefSeq and is a predicted model, not a curated record. Gene Ontology annotation, biological process: alanyl-tRNA aminoacylation; tRNA modification. Gene Ontology annotation, molecular function: ATP binding; aminoacyl-tRNA deacylase activity; amino acid binding. Lineage: Eukaryota; Viridiplantae; Streptophyta; Magnoliopsida; Lamiales; Oleaceae. Gene Ontology annotation, cellular component: chloroplast; mitochondrion.
AAUAAUAUAACCAUAAUAAAAGGCGGUUGGCAUUUGGAAGAUUCGGUCCAUGGAUGAGGGUAUAUCGUAAGUCGAACAUUUUCUCCCAUCCUUUGGCGUUACCAUUCCGCACCCUACUUUCUAUAGUUCCUCCGCCGCCACCUCAUUCACGCAAUAAUCGUUUACCAUUGCCUGCAGCUGCUUCACUAUCUGCAGCGUUUUGGAAUACUAGGAUUCGUCUCUUUCUGAGACGCAGUAUUAGCUAUAGCAGCAGUAGUAGUAGAAGAGAAGAAGCGUUAUCGGAAUCAGCGAUGGGAUCUCAGUCGAGUGAAUUGGAGUGGCCGGCCAGCCGAGUCAGGGAUACGUUCAUUAAAUUCUUUGAGGAUAAAGGCCAUGUCCAUUGGAAAUCAAGCCCCGUUGUUCCUCACAACGAUCCUACCCUUCUCUUUGCUAAUGCCGGUAUGAAUCAGUUCAAGCCGAUAUUCUUGGGUGCGGUCGAUCCCAACACUGAGUUAAGCAAACUAACCCGCGCUUGUAAUACUCAGAAGUGCAUCCGAGCAGGUGGCAAGCACAACGAUCUCGACGACGUGGGCAAGGACACUUAUCAUCAUACCUUCUUCAGAAUGCUUAAUAAUUGGUCAGUUGGAGACUAUUUUAACAAUAAUGCAGUUCAGUGGGCUUGGGGGCUUCUAAAUAAGGUGUAUAAAUUACCUCAAGAUAGAAUUUAUGCCACUUAUUUUGACGGCGACGAGAAACUUGGCCUUGCUGUCAAUUCUGAAGCAGGGUAUAAUUUGCUCAAAUUCAUCCCUCCUGCCUGUGUUUUGCCUUUUGGUUGUAAAGAUGGUACAAAGAAGGUUGUAAUAUCAGCUCCAUUGGCGUACAUGAGAAAACUCACAAGCCAAGCAUGA